AUGGUACGGGACAGAGCGGUUGUUAUCGAAGAUGGCCUCGAAUGCCAUAGGUGGAAGGGCAUUCUAGCUUGGUUGCUCCGCACCGACUUGGUUGUGCUGCUGGUCUUUACUUUGAUUUCGGGGUACCGCCUGAUGUGGGAGCCCAAGAACGAGCGCUUGGGUACCACGGGGAGCAUUCUGAUGCUGCUCCUGGCUGCGGUCAGCGUUUUGAUCUUGGCAAUCGCAGUUUUGGUCCACCUGGGCCCUCUGAGGUUGGCAACUGCCGUCGUACGGGAGUCCUACGGGCGUCGCCGGGAGACUGCGCGACUCACUGUGCGCACCGUGAUCGCGCACCUGACAGCAACUACAAUGUGUGCUGGCACGACCCUUCUGUCGACAUCCUGCGACUUCUACUCCCAUCUUAUCUGGGCGUACCACCCUGGUGCUGCAGACCCCGAUUACGAGCUGUUCAAAACAGCUACCUUCGGCCUGGACUUGAUCACGAACGCCUGUGCGUUGCUCUUUCUGUCAAACCUCAUUCAUUUGCCAAAGCGCAAGAAAUUGGAGCCCAGGAAGCUCAACAGAGCUCAGGUACAGUGCGCAGGGUGGGAGAGAAAGGUGGCGGAGUUGUCAGCUCGCGGCUUGCCUCUUAGGACCAUUCUCAGCUUCUAUGCAGGCUUGGGCGAGAAAUACAUGACCAACUACGAUGCUGAGCAUCACACAACAGCAGAUGUGGUUUGGCAGGCCGUGAUUCCAGAAACAGCUGCGUCUGGCAUUGCGCUGUCCACGAAGCUGAUGCGGGGAAGAACACUUCCUGCCCAACGCAUGGUCACGCAUUCCUGGUCCAACAAGUUUGUCAACUUGCUGGCGGCAAUCAUUGCCGAUGGGCUCGAUGAGCCCACUUAUGAAGACAUUGCGAAGAGAUUGCUAGCUGGCAAGCUGCAGGAGGUGACAGAGGAGUUGCAGGAGAAAGGUGCUUUGGAUGUGACUUACUGGGUGUGUGCUUUUUGCAUCAACCAACAUGCGAGCAUUUGUAGCAAUGCCGGCUGCUGCUGUGAGCACCCGAAGCUCUGGAACCAUACGCCGCCGUUGAGGGAGGACGGCGAAAGCAUCGAAUGUGAGCUGAACAAGUUUGAUGACAUGAUGUUGUGUCUAAUGACAAGUGUCCCAAAGUUUUCGCAGGUUAUUGCUGUAGACGACGGGUUCACGUUGUUUCACCGCGCCUGGUGUGUUGCUGAGAUUUAUCUGGCAUACAGCCAAGACAUACCGCAGCUCCUCAAAGUCCCCUCUAGCAGAUCUAUGAACGAGCACAGUAGAUCAUUGGAGCGGCUCUGCGUUCAAGAGAUGAAAGCAUCUAGAGCAGAAGAUGUGGCUAUGAUCCUCAGCAAGAUCCAGAAUGUCGCUGACUUCAACAAGACCCUUCGCUGGAUGAUUCUUGAUGAGUCCGCUGGUCUGCUUUCGCAGUGGAAGGACGCGGUGAGCUUGUCCACCAGCCUGGCAAAGUUCGCCACGCGCUGUGCUACGUUGGACACCUUGGAGAGGACAUUCUAG
Symbiodinium sp. CCMP2456 is the source of this 1530-nucleotide messenger RNA. The record is from the annotation of a GenBank genome assembly. Lineage: Eukaryota; Dinophyceae; Suessiales; Symbiodiniaceae.